Molecule: messenger RNA, 1450 nt
Organism: Acomys russatus (golden spiny mouse)
Lineage: Eukaryota; Metazoa; Chordata; Mammalia; Rodentia; Muridae
Gene: Ube2ql1
Product: ubiquitin conjugating enzyme E2 Q family like 1
Exons: 2
Coding region: 401-1318 (305 amino acids)
Source: RefSeq, a predicted model, not a curated record
GCCACCUCGCUGCCUCCUGGGCACCGUGGGCGGCUGUGCGCGCCGCGGUGCGGUUUUCAGACUUGGGGCCAGCCGGUCUGCGGCCGCGCACAAAGGACCACGGACACCGGGCGUCCGGGGACUGCGCCCAGGGACCGGCCAGGGACAGCAGCUGCGCCUCGUCCCUACGCCUCCCCUCCGAGCCCCGCCGGAGCGGACCCGUCAUAUGACAGCGGCGACACAGCGACCAGCGAGCGCCAGUGCUGCCCGCUCCGCUGCGCCACGGCCACGGGCUCCUAAGGUGGCCCUCGCCGCGCCCCGCUGAGCGGUCGCCUGCCGCCGCCCCAAGCCCCACGCGUCCUAGCUAUCCGGCUCCCGGAUCAGGAGCCCCGGGGAACCUCCCGCCAGAGCCGAGCCUAAGAUGGCCACGCUGCUCCGUAAAAUCGGGCUCAUUCGCCUGCACAACCGGGACACGGAGGACCCCAAGCACCACCACAACCACCGCGGCGGAGGCGGCGGCCAGCAGAGCGCGUCGCUUCGUGGCAAAGGCGGCGGCAAGAGCGGCGGCCACAAGCAGCAGCAACAGCAGCAGCAGCACCCCGGGGGCGCGGGCGACGCCAGCCCCGGGCCCGGCAAGGGCAAGAGCAAGCGCGCGGCGGAGCUGGCCGCGCGCGACAAGCAGCCACAGCCGGCCGCGGGGGCGGCGGGGGCGGCGGGCGCCGGGGGCCCCCGGGAGCGGGCGGCGGGCGCCAGGGCGGGGCCGGGCCCCGCGGUGGCCGCAGCGGCGGCGGGCGGCAGUCUGGUGCCCGCGGCUCGCCAGCAGCAUUGCACACAGGUGCGCAGCCGGCGGCUGAUGAAGGAGCUACAGGACAUCGCGCGCCUCAGCGACCGCUUCAUCUCGGUGGAGCUGGUGAACGAGAGCCUCUUCGACUGGAACGUGAAGCUGCACCAGGUGGACAAGGACUCGGUGCUGUGGCAGGACAUGAAGGAGACCAACACGGAGUUCAUCCUGCUCAACCUCACCUUCCCCGAUAACUUCCCCUUCUCGCCACCCUUUAUGCGGGUGCUCAGCCCGCGACUGGAGAAUGGCUACGUGCUGGACGGAGGCGCCAUCUGCAUGGAGCUGCUCACGCCGCGCGGCUGGUCCAGCGCAUACACGGUGGAGGCCGUCAUGCGCCAGUUCGCUGCCAGCCUGGUCAAGGGCCAGGGACGGAUCUGCAGAAAAGCCGGCAAGUCAAAAAAGUCCUUCAGCCGCAAGGAAGCCGAAGCAACCUUUAAGAGUCUGGUGAAGACACAUGAGAAGUACGGCUGGGUCACCCCGCCCGUGUCUGAUGGCUGAUGCCUGCACGAGCCCCAGACGCCUGAGCCGCCCGUCCACACUCCACCCUGCCAUCUCCUCCCACCGCUGCGCAUCUUCUACCCUUUUCUACUCCAGCCAGAACUGUGCCCUGAAUGCAAAGGACACACCUAA